Molecule: messenger RNA, 648 nt
Organism: Sugiyamaella lignohabitans
Lineage: Eukaryota; Fungi; Ascomycota; Dipodascomycetes; Dipodascales; Trichomonascaceae
Gene: NSL1
Product: MIND complex subunit NSL1
Exons: 1
Coding region: 1-648 (215 amino acids)
Biological process (GO): mitotic sister chromatid segregation
Cellular component (GO): kinetochore; MIS12/MIND type complex
Source: RefSeq, a predicted model, not a curated record
AUGGAGCAACCACGUUUACACAAUAAAAUUCAUCUUAAUUCCGAAGAUAUUCGGUAUAUUAAAAAUCAGCUGAACCAUUCUAUCAAGUCACGAAUAGACCUUGAUCUACCUGACAAUGAGGAUGAUUCUUUAAGGAACCAAGUACUGUCGUAUAUCCAACAAUUCAUAGACGAAUCGUUUGAACUUGCAAAGCACUCACUAAUAGUCGAUGGGAAAGAUAUGUCAGGAGUACCAUCACUGGAAGCUAGUCUAACAGAAGGCAAACAAGAAAUCGAACCUUUUGAUAUUGAGCUCAACGAAAAGCUACGGCAACUGUAUGCAAAGGUGGACCAAGAGACAUUAAAAGUGACUGAACUACGACGAAAUAUAGCACAAAUAGCAACUUCGGAAUAUCAACAACGGGCUGAUGCUGAGACUAGACUGGUGGACUCUAUCCUUGAUUCCGUAAGGCAGACCCCAGGUGAUCCAGGGACACAGAGGGGACAAUUUGCCCUCAACUCGUCGGAAACCGAAAUCCUGCUAAGAACCCAGGAAGAAUAUAAGAAAGCUACUUCGAAUUUGGUCGCACUUCAAGAAAAGACGCCGAACACUGUUGCAGAGUUAUCUAAGUUGGCUGAGUCUAUUCGUUAUCUACAGGAAGAACUAUAA